CCAUCAUGCUCUAUCUCGUGGGUCUCGGCUUGGCGGAUGAGAAGGACAUCACAGUCAAGGGCUUGGAGAUUGUGAAGAAGGCAGAACGCGUCUACCUCGAGGCGUACACGGCGGUUCUGCUGGUAGAGAAAGAUGUGCUUGAAGCUUUCUAUGGCCGGGAAGUCAUUAUAGCCGACCGUGAAAUGGUCGAGUCGUCCAGCGACGACAUCCUCAAAGAUGCCGACAAAGUCGACGUCGCGUUCCUCGUAGUGGGAGACCCAUUCGGAGCGACCACUCACACCGACCUCGUCCUCCGCGCCCGCGAACUCUCCAUUCCCACCCGCUCCAUCCCCAACGCCAGCAUCUUGACCUCAAUUGGCACAACGGGUCUGCAACUCUACAACUUCGGACAAACAGUCUCCAUGGUUUUCUUCCUUGACAACUGGAAGCCUGCCUCGUUCUACGAUCGCAUCAAGGAGAACGUCUCCAUCGGCCUACACACACUCGUCCUCCUCGACAUCAAAGUCAAGGAACAAAGUAUAGAGAACAUGGCGCGCGGACGCCUGAUCUACGAGCCGCCGCGGUACAUGACAGUGGCGCAGUGUGCACAACAGAUGUUGGAGAUUGAGGAGGAUGUCAAGCAGGAAGGUGCCUACACAAAGGACAGUCUGGCUGUGGGUGUCGCGCGGGUGGGCGCUGAGGACCAGCAGAUUGUCGCAGGCACCUUGGCACAGCUAUGUGAGGCAGAUCUGGGAAAGCCACUGCAUAGCUUGGUACUGCUGGGUCGGCGAACACAUGACCUCGAGAGAGAUUUCCUUGAGGAGUUCGCCGUGGACAAGGAGAGCUUCAGGGAGGUGUGGAAGAGGGACUAUGAGGGCAAGCAAUGAGCGUGUCAACAUGCUGUCGUCUCCCUACGCUAUUAAAAUCUAGCAACAUCUGUCAAUGCGCCUGCAUAGACACCUGAAGACAAACAACUCUUUUGGCAUGUGCUAAUGUUUCAUUCGCUAUCACGAACAUCUUGAACCGUCCCUGAUUAACCAAAGUCAUGCUGGGGUAUCAUAUGCAAAUCCAUAACGCAAUCCUCAUUCCUUCUUGUCUUUCCAACUCUUCGCAGAAGCUUACAACUUAGGCUCUGCUUCGUCAUCCUGCUUCUCUCCAUUCUUCUCGCUCUGUCCGUCUCCAGUCUUGGUGCUCUUCUCAGUACCCUUUGCUUCCUUCUUAUCAUCAUCAAUCCCUCCAUCGUAUUGUCUCGCAAUCGGCAUAGCAGGCAGAAUCCCACUGGCAAUGGCAUCGAGGUCCG
Molecule: messenger RNA, 1279 nt
Organism: Alternaria alternata
Lineage: Eukaryota; Fungi; Ascomycota; Dothideomycetes; Pleosporales; Pleosporaceae
Product: diphthine synthase
Exons: 3
Coding region: 6-866 (286 amino acids)
Biological process (GO): protein histidyl modification to diphthamide
Molecular function (GO): diphthine synthase activity
Source: RefSeq, a predicted model, not a curated record